AUGGAAAAGAGGGGAGGAAAGAAGGAGGAGGAGGGUGCAAAAAGCCUUUGCCUUGUUGUUGAGCGUGUCAAGCAUUUAAGACCACACAAGUCAAAAGGAGAGAGGCUCCAUCCUCAGGGACACCUUCUUCAAAGCAUCACCUGCUUCAUCACUUCUUCCAAAGGACUACAAAGACCCAGGACACCUUUAAGGGAUCCUUCCAGCCCAUACUCAACUUCUGAGGGAGAGCAAGAGUACCAGAGAGAGACAAUCAAAGGAAAUAACAGGAUUUUAAAAGAAAAUGACAUUUUGCAAAGUGUGUACCUCGCCUUCCGCCCACGUGCAGCUGACAUCGGCUCCAGCACCCAUUGCAACCCCGAACUGGUCAAGGAGGUGACCCCAGGAUACAGAUACGGGAGGCUAGGGAGGCUAGGAAACAAACACAAAGAGGUGAGGGAUUACAGGACUAGGGAGAGACAACGUACCAGGACUGACGAGGUGAAGCAGGCGCAUGCACCCACGGUCCAUCAAAGCCACCGCGCCUUCCUAUUGGCUGUUGCCAUGGCAACGGCUGUGCGUUGGUGCCACGGCCUGGCCAGCGAGAGGAGCUCCAUCGAGCGCACGUACGAGCUGACCAAGUAUCUGGAGUACCAGCUGAAGGAGAUCAAAGACGUCUAUUUGACGUAUCUGGGCGCCCCGUUCAACGAGAAAGACUUCUCCCCUCCGAGACCCAACAGCAGCGCUCUCUCCCUGCCCAGCGCCGCCACUCGCCUGGAACUGUGGCACGGCCUGGAGAACCAAGCCCGGCUGGCCCAGAACCAGAAGGCCUACUCGGUCCUGCUGGCGGCGGUGAGGGAGCUGGCUCGCUCCACCCUCUGCCCCUCCCUCAGGACCUCCCUGCUGCACUUCUGCAUCGGCCUGGACGGCCUUCUGGGCUCCAUAUCGGCGCUGAUGACCACCCUGGGCUACGCCCUCCCUCCAUCGUUAAACCCCGCCGACCAGUACCCUCAGAGCGGGUUGGAGGGAGACCACCCGGCCCCGCUGGUCAGCAGGAGCUCGUCCAGGACCAGGACCAGGACCAGGACGGAUGCGAGGGAGGACGCGAAGAGAAGGAAGGGGGCCGCAGCUGGUGGAAGGAGCGGCGGGUCCGGGGAGAAGAGGAGGAGAGGGAGGCGGGAUGAACCGGAGACUUGGAUGGAGGAAGAGGAAGCAGGAGGCGGGAGGAGGCGCCUGCUGAGCAUCAGCGAGGAUGAAGAAGAAGGCUACACUUACUACAUGGACACGCUCAGAGAGGAGGACGGUGGGAGCAUUUUGUCCCACCUUCAUCACCGACCUCCUCGCUCCCUCCUUUUCACGCCCACACUGCAGCCGCCGCCAUUCGCCCUCGCCCUCCUCCACCAGGAGGACCGCGCCCUGCCGCCGUCCGCGGUCUCCUCCUCCUCCACCUCCGUGCUCCUCGCCGUGCGGCCCGCCAUGAACGACUUUGCCCGCAAGGUGGAGGGCUUCUGGGUGCUGCGCGAGCUGCAGAGCUGGCUGUGGAGGUCGGCCAAGGACUUCAACCGCCUAAAGAGGAGGCUCCGAGGCUGA
Messenger RNA from Nerophis lumbriciformis (worm pipefish), 1566 nucleotides. NCBI's taxonomy places the organism in Eukaryota, Metazoa, Chordata, Actinopteri, Syngnathiformes, Syngnathidae. The record is from RefSeq and is a predicted model, not a curated record.